AAUUUUAUUUAGUGCUACAUUCUUAUGGUGAUCUGUUUGUAAGCAGCUAAGAUGGCUUCUGCUUUAGAAAAUUUAGAAACACAAUUAGAACUUUUCAUUGAAAACGUUCGACAAAUUCGUAUAAUAGUUAGUGAUUUUCAACCUCAGGGACAAAAUGUGCUUAAUCAAAAAAUACAAGGAUUAGUCAACGGAUUACAAGAAAUAGAUAAACUCAAGUCACAAGUUCAAGAUGUGCAUGUUCCUUUGGAAGUGUUCGAUUAUAUCGAUCAAGGUAGAAAUCCACAGUUAUAUACUAAAGAUUGCAUUGAAAAAGCGUUAACUAAAAACGAACAAGUUAAAGGAAAAAUAGACGCAUAUAGAAAAUUUAAAGCUAAUAUGUUAGUGGAAUUAAAUCGAGUUUUUCCAAAUGAAUUAGCUAAAUACAGAGCAGUACGUGGAGAUGAAUGAAGGAAAAUCUAAAUAUCAAACGAUUCAUUAAGGCUGAUAUAUAUAUAUAUAUAUAUAUAUAUAUAUAAUACAUGUGUAUGAAUUAUUUCAUUAU
Messenger RNA from Polistes dominula (European paper wasp), 541 nucleotides. RefSeq names its product mediator complex subunit 10 (gene MED10). Gene Ontology annotation, biological process: regulation of transcription by RNA polymerase II. The record is from RefSeq and is a predicted model, not a curated record. Gene Ontology annotation, cellular component: mediator complex. Gene Ontology annotation, molecular function: transcription coregulator activity. Lineage: Eukaryota; Metazoa; Arthropoda; Insecta; Hymenoptera; Vespidae.